AUGUCGAUGGUUGUUAAUUCUUCCGACCAAGCAAUUACUAUGGAAAGUCUCGGAAUCUCCGGGCAUUGUGACGAUGUUUUUUGCAACGAAUUAACCGCCACUGUGAUUGGAGAGAUGACGAAACGACCUACAAGGCUUGAUAUACCGAUUGGUGUUGAUGGAUUUGUAGCUCCGAUUUCUUCAUCGGCCGAUGUAACUGUGACGUCGAGGGAGGAAUGUAGAGAGGUUGAAAGAGAAGGAUAUGAGGACACCGUCAACAAUGAGGAGAUAAGCAAGCCGAAGUCUAUGAAGUUACUAGCACACGCCGGAGACGACGAAUCGAUUAAGAGACAAGAAAAUGAAGACGAUGACGGGAGAACAACUGUUGACGACGACGACGGGAGAGGACGAAUUAAUGUCAGCCGAUUGAAAGCUUUGUUGAUGAUAACGACGAGAGAGUGA
Molecule: messenger RNA, 441 nt
Organism: Arabidopsis thaliana (thale cress)
Lineage: Eukaryota; Viridiplantae; Streptophyta; Magnoliopsida; Brassicales; Brassicaceae
Product: Cytochrome C oxidase polypeptide VIB family protein
Exons: 5
Coding region: 1-441 (146 amino acids)
Source: RefSeq, marked reviewed